Messenger RNA from Zingiber officinale, 1024 nucleotides. Its product is annotated as ABC transporter I family member 10-like. Lineage: Eukaryota; Viridiplantae; Streptophyta; Magnoliopsida; Zingiberales; Zingiberaceae. Gene Ontology annotation, molecular function: ATP binding; ATP hydrolysis activity. The coding region runs from base 74 to 832 and encodes 252 amino acids. Gene Ontology annotation, cellular component: membrane; chloroplast envelope. The transcript has 6 exons. The record is from RefSeq and is a predicted model, not a curated record. Gene Ontology annotation, biological process: transmembrane transport.
GGCCGGAGACCUGAACCUAGUAAAGUCGACCCUCGCACUCCCACACCUCACUGAAUCUGACUUCUCCCUGCCAAUGACGCCUCGAGCCCUCUGGCUCGAUCGCGCUGCUUCCAUUUCUAUCGCCCCAACCCUCCCGUCGGCAUCAGCAGUGAGGUGUCGGCAGUCUCGGCUGGUUGCGAUGCAGGCUUCGCCGGCAUCUGCCAUCGAAGCCCGUAAUCUGUACUUCUCGCUGUCGAACAAGCAGCGGAAGUUGGUUCCGAUUCUGAAGAAUUGUUCGAUCCGGGUUCCUCCCGGGCAGCUUUGGAUGCUUCUCGGUCCCAAUGGCUGUGGCAAGUCCACCCUCCUGAAGGUGUUGGCAGGAUUUCUAAGGCCUGAUGAUGGAAUUGUCAGUGUAAAAAAGCCAAACAGUUUUGUGUUUCAGAAUCCUGAUCACCAGGUGGUCAUGCCAACAGUGGAAGCAGAUAUUGCGUUUGGUCUUGGCAAGUUUAAUCUAACUUCAUCUGAAGUUAGAUUGAGAGUCUCGAACGCUUUAGAAGCUGUUGGCUUGCAAAGUUAUUCACAAAGGCCAAUUCAAACCCUCAGUGGAGGACAGAAACAACGAGUUGCUAUUGCAGAUGUUUACCAGGCAGGAGUUGUGGAGGCAGUCAAGAAUUCCGUUUCUAGUCCAGAAGUCGCUGCACUAUGGGUAACACACCGUUUGGAAGAACUCAAAUAUGCAGACGGUGCUAUUUAUAUGGAAGAUGGAAAAAUAGUGAUGCAUGGGGAUGUUCCCUCGGUUUCUAACUUUAUAAAAGAGAAACAGGCCAGAUAUAGACAGUAUCUCAACAUCUAGCUGCUUCACUGUAAUGUUCUUAGCAUUUUAUAGUUUCCAGGGCAUGGAAUCUCUUCAUUUCAUAUGUUUUGUUUCAUCUUAUUCAAUCUAUUAAUUAUGAGAUUGCUCUGCCUUCAACACUUGGAACUUUUACGAUUCUGUUUGAGAUUAAACAUGUUGAUUAGAGCUGCCUAGCUGGUCACUCUUGAUAGA